GCCUGUAACACAGCGCACGGGAUGAGCUGCUUCAGCGCGCGGGGGAAUGUAAGAUCCUCUCACGGCGGGUAACCAAAGAUUUACAAGGAUUUAGCAACCAUUUAUCACUGAGAUUGGAGAGCGGAAGGUAGGCUGAGAAGGGGUCACCAUGACAGGACAGGGUGUUCGUUUGGUGCUGCUGUCAAUCACUCUGAGCGUAGCGGUGGCUCAGCGGACUGUCAUCGAAACGACCACGGGCAAAGUGCGGGGGAAAGUGCUCAACCUGUACGGAAGGCAGGUCGUGGCGUUCUUAGGGAUUCCCUACGCGGAACCACCGAUAGGACCGCUGAGGUUUAAGCCUCCACAGCCUGCAAAGAACUGGACUUCUGUGUUUGACGCUUUCAAGUACGGAAACUCCUGCUACCAAAUCAAGGACACCCUGUUCCCCAAUUUCACGGGUUCAGAAGCGUGGAACGCCAACACCCCGCUCAGUGAAGACUGUCUAAAGAUCAACGUGUGGAUGCCCAACCCGCCACCUGCCGACAAGACCGUCAUGGUCUGGAUCUAUGGAGGCGGUUUUUGGUACGGCACUGCGUCUUUGGACUACUACGAUGGAAAGACGAUUGCAGCAAUAGAAAACGUUGUCGUGGUGUCGAUGAACUAUCGUGUGGGUUCGCUGGGGUUCUUGGCGUUAGGUCACCCGGACGCGCCCGGGAACAUGGGACUCAUGGACCAAAACCUAGCAUUACAGUGGGUUCAGAAAAACAUCGCCUUUUUUGGAGGAGAUCCUCAGAAGGUGACCAUCUUGGGUGAGAGUGCCGGCAGCGUUAGCGUGGGCUAUCACCUGCUAUCGAUGAAAAGUAGAAGCCUUUUCUCAAGAGCAAUCAUGCAGAGCGGAGCCCCCAACUGUCCAUGGGCAUUUAUAACAAACAAGGAGGCACUUCGAAGAGGAAAGGCCUUCGCACGAGCAGUGGAGUGUCCAACGACAGUCCCGUUGGCUCAGACUAUAGAAUGUCUGCGAUCCAAACCAGCGGAUUACAUCAUCGCUAACGAAUGGGUCACAUCAGACCCCAUCUUCAGGUUUCCUCACGUCCCUGUCAUUGAUGGCACCUUCAUCACAGAAGACCCUAAGACAUCCAUAAGGAGGGGAAACUUUAAGAAGUGCAGCCUCCUUGCAGGAGCCGUCAAAGACGAGGGCACGUUCUUCCUCAUCUACGGAGCACCAGGGUUUUCCAAGCAAACGGAAAGUUUGAUAAGUCGCUCUCAGUUCCUGGAGGGGGUGAAGAUGUCCGUGCCAGAAACAAACUCCUUUGGUGUCGACGCCAUAGCCUUUCAGUACACCGAUUGGUUGAAGGAGAACGACGGCGUGAGCAACCGAGAUGCCCUGGAUGAUGUUGUUGGAGAUCACAACGUCAUCUGUCCGUUAAACGACUUCGCACACGCCUACGCGUCAUUCGGACAGGCCGUGUACAAGUACAGCUUCGAGCAGAGGGCGUCUAAUCUGGUCUGGCCGAAGUGGAUGGGAACACCGCACGGGUACGAGAUAGAGUUUCAGUUCGGACUGCCUCUGGAACCCAAGAGGAACUACACACGUGAUGAGGCCAACUUCAGCAGGAGGAUGAUGAGAAACUGGGCUAACUUUGCGCGGACUGGGUAA
Messenger RNA from Branchiostoma floridae (Florida lancelet), 1636 nucleotides. RefSeq names its product acetylcholinesterase-like. Gene Ontology annotation, molecular function: acetylcholinesterase activity. Gene Ontology annotation, biological process: choline metabolic process; acetylcholine catabolic process. The coding region runs from base 149 to 1636 and encodes 495 amino acids. The record is from RefSeq and is a predicted model, not a curated record. The transcript has 2 exons. Lineage: Eukaryota; Metazoa; Chordata; Leptocardii; Amphioxiformes; Branchiostomatidae. Gene Ontology annotation, cellular component: plasma membrane.